CUUAGCCCAGCUCGCUCCCACGCUCACUGCUGCCAGGCCCCCCUGCUAACUCCCCAGGCCACCCUGGACCCUGCGUCCCCCUGAAGCACAGGGCCCCCCAAAGCGUGGUAAGCCCAAACAUUGGCGGAGCCGGGCCCACGUUCCUACAUAUUGGUGGAGCAUGGGCACCACAGGCCCAUGUAAUUCGCUGCCUAUGGAGAGAGAUGGAGGGUGUCUAAGGGUACAAUGGGUGGAAGAACUUCAUCAGUUCUGUCGUCUGUUCCCUUACAGAUCCUGUUCUAUUUAAAUGGAUUUUAUUACAUCUUUUAUUUCUUGGCAACGCUUCUAAUGAUUAUUUAUAAAAGUCAAGUUUUCAGUUAUCCGGAUAAUUACUUGGCUCUCGAUCUUGCGCUGCUGUUCAUUAUGGCCACUCUAGAAGCAAUCCGAUUAUACUUGGGUACAAAGGGUAACCUGACAGAAGAAGAGGUUCCACUAGGGGUCAGUCUCGUGAUUACUGUUGGCAGCAUAAUGUUGUCUGUCUACUUCCUGGUGUGGGAGACUUACGUGCUAAAAGCAGACGUCAUUAUUAAUGCUAUUCUUCUUUUUACAUAUGGGCUUGAGGGACUACUACAGAUCAUAGCCAUUGCUGCAUUUGUCAGCUAAAUCUCUGCUGCUCAGAGUUGUAAGGUACA
Malaclemys terrapin pileata is the source of this 671-nucleotide messenger RNA. RefSeq names its product transmembrane protein 80 (gene TMEM80). The transcript is spliced from 5 exons. Bases 226 to 642 code for a protein of 138 amino acids. Gene Ontology annotation, biological process: non-motile cilium assembly. Lineage: Eukaryota; Metazoa; Chordata; Testudines; Emydidae. Gene Ontology annotation, cellular component: ciliary transition zone. The record is from RefSeq and is a predicted model, not a curated record.